This is a messenger RNA of Brassica rapa (field mustard), 5557 nucleotides long. RefSeq names its product myb family transcription factor PHL5. The record is from RefSeq and is a predicted model, not a curated record. NCBI's taxonomy places the organism in Eukaryota, Viridiplantae, Streptophyta, Magnoliopsida, Brassicales, Brassicaceae. Gene Ontology annotation, molecular function: DNA binding; DNA-binding transcription factor activity.
GGGGGGGGGGGGUCAAUAUUGACCCAUGCCAAGUUUUGCCAAAACAAAAUUUUACUUGUUAUUUUUAUUGAAAAUUUGAUGAAUUUAACUUAUUGACCCUUGCAAAAUAUAUUUGUUAUCAAAUUGAUUCCUCUAAAGUAAUAUUCUCCUUACGCCACUGACCAUGCAUGCAUCAACUGAUCACUAAAUCAGGGUACGCAGCAUGCAUCUCAGUUGACUAGAUAGAUAGUGUGGACUCGAAAUGCAUUUUAACAGAAAAUAUAUCUACGAUAUGCAAGUUUACGGUGACACAGAAAAGAAAAUUAAGAAUCCAGUGAGUCUCUCCUCAGCCUUUGAUCAUGGAGGUUUUGCACAGUAUGGGCUUAAUUGAUGUCUUUGAGCCCAUCAAAAUAUAGGAUCAGUCAGCUUCACGAAUGCCUUGUUUAGACUGAGCCUAGAGUCCUUUUGGAAUAAAACAUUUACUUUAAUCUCAAGUUAAUUUUAAGUAUAUUUACAUAAAAGAAUUUCAAACGUUGGAUUGUUUUCUAUAGUCAUAUAUAGUCGAAAUUUUAAUGUUUUAAAAGAACUGUGAACAUGCUUAAGAGUUAAAAAACAAAUCGAACUCGUCUAUUUUCAGUUAAUAUUCAUUAAUCAUUCCUAAAUUCUAAAUGAUCAAUUCUAGUUUACCAGGAUUUAAGGAAUAACAACAACUACUACUUUCUUUCUAUAACUGUAAAAUACAUAUCCGCAGGGGAUACAUACUUUGUUAACCCUAAACGGAGAUACUUUCUUAGAAUCUGAUUUUUAGAUUAUUUACGAUUCUUUUGUCCAUGUGUAGAUUCUGAAGGAUUUGAUUUCUUACAAUAUCGCGAUUCUUAUACAUAAAAUAAUUUCUUAGAACUUCGAAUUUUAUUUUAUUUCUCAAACUUUAAAUUGAGGUCAAAUUUCUUCAGAUAUCGCCUUUAACAAAGUCUACUCGAAUUUUUUUUCUGCUAAGUGAAAAAAUAAUAAACUUGUUUUUUGCCAACAGAAAUUAAUAUCUAUAGAAUUAUAAAAUAAAUUUACCUCGAUAUCGAACAUUUAAAACAAAAAAAAUAUUCAAUUAAAAAGUAUCGAAUAUUUGUUAUGUCAACACGUGUCAGGGGUCCAUCUGUGACUGGCGAAGACGAAUAUAAAGUCUAAUUUGCAAACAAUUAAGAAACUCCUCAAGAAACGUAAUUAAAUAAAUAAAGUGGGAAUUGCAACUUGUAAGACUACUAUUGGGUAUUAUUUUAACACGUAGGGAGAAUCUUACAGUUGUUCCACUGUUGCUUUCCAUUUAAAAUUGAUUCAUUGAUUAUGGACCCCCUUAUGUUAUUUUCCAACACCAAACAUCUCGUUUUUUUUGGGACCAUCUUUCUUUAGAAGAAAUAGCCAUCAAAAAAUUUAUAAUAAAAGACAAUUAUAUGACAAAUAAUUAAAGAGUUACAACUUCAGUAUAUGUCACUGUAUUUUGCAUGUUUUGUGAAGAUUGAGUUGUUACGAUCAGAGUUUUUCUCUUGCCCUAACGUUAAAUUAUUUUUCUGACUAAUCCUAACGUUUAAUUGUUUCAUUUUCUAUCGUUAGUUUUUAGUACACGCAUCAAAAAGAAAUAAAAAUUCUGAUAUGUCUUAAUUUGUUUACUACUAAGUAAACAUAUUUUAUGCAAAUGCUAUACAUUAGGGGGUUAAAUAUUAUUGGAAUAAUUCCUAAUUUUGUAAGGGAUAUUGGUAUUAGUAUGGAACUAAGAAAAUGAAGGUAGCCUCUACGCAAAGUAGAACAAAAUAAAUAAAUAUUAAUCGGAUCAAACAUAUAUAUUUGAAAACCGGAACAACAAAAAUUAGCUGAUUAGAUAUAUCUUGUUCUUUUGGCAUGAUCACAUAUAUUGAUUUAAUGACUGUACUCUGGAGUUAUGAUAAGUGAGGGGCAGCCAAUCAUGUACGUAAAUAAAUUCAAAGGAAAACAAAUCACCGCACAUAUACAUUAGUGAUGUUAUGUCGCCACUCGUAAAAUAUGAUAACGUAUGUAUAAGAUUUUGUUAAUGCCAAAUCUAUGUUAACUUAACUAUAUAUAUAUAACUUUGAAUGUUUUCUUGUACAUAUAUAUUUGUCACCGUUAACGCCUUCACCAGACUAAUGCGUUCACAGGAAAACGACAAUAACAAAUAUUGAUUAUAUGUCUUUCAUAAAAACUGAUAAUAUAAGAAGAUUUGUGUGUGAAUAGAAAGUGAGAAUGUGUGUUGAAAGAUGGUACAAAUAAUCGGUACCUUAUUUUAAAAGUAACAUAAAAGGUUUGAAUUAAUAUAAAGUAUGGAAUGGAAUUUGAUACUGCUAUAUUUCUUUGUGGUCUUACCUAGAGUCUUAUUAUUAUAUAAAUGUUGUUUGGGUGCCGAAUGUGGUUUGCUUCUAAACAAACUUUUAACGGAGUGACACCAUUAGAGUUACAAAAAAAAAAGAUUUUAACUAUAUAAAUCUAAUUGGGGGCGUCGUAUCAAUUAUAAAUAAUAAAUUAUAAAUUAAAAAAAGACAAGAAAAAAAAGUUGAAUUGGGCCAAAACAACAUAUUUUCAAGAUGGCAAGCCAUUUUUAUCCACCCUAUCCAGAAUAAUUCGAUAUGACUUUUUACUUUUUUAGACCAUCAAUCAAAUUCAUGCUCGUAAAAAAAUGAACAAAAUGUAUGCGAGAAUCGUCGUUAUAGACACAUUAUAAAGAAAAGAUGCUCAUGUAGAUAUAUUCUCCCAUAUCUUGGGUAGAACAAUUUAAAAUUCAUAGUAAAUUAUUAUUUAUGUUCAAUGGUCUUAACUGUAUCCCAAACCCAAUCUACCUUUAAUUUGACAAACGCAGUUUUAUUUUGAUUGGGCAUUGAGUUAUAUAGUAAAUAGUUACAUCAAUAUCUGUAGCUGUCAAUGUGGUCGUGUUAAAUACUUAUUUCAAGUUUCAAACCAAGACAUCCCUCAAAAAGAUUUGUCAACCAUAGAUCCAAUAAUAUAUAUGAAAUUUUAUUUCGAUUAAACUAAAAUUCAAAAAUUUGGAUGCUCCCUAUGUAUUAUGAACUUUUUAGUAGUGUUUUUGAAUGUUCAUUAUCCUAGUUUUAUGAUAUGUGUUUUAUUUAUCACAUCACAAGCAUCAACUACACAAACGAUGGCGACCAUUAAAUUUCUUGACGAUGGUCUCACUUGGUUUUUGAAAUUUAUCAUGUCGCGUCUCUGGCGAGUUUGGAAAAAAAAAUACGUUUUUUGUUGGUUGAAAUUGUUUCAAAUGAGACAUGGAUGUUGAAUCACUCUGUAUCUACAUGUUUCUGAAUCGUCCUUCGGUUAUUUUCUUUGUUUAUUAAUAAUCUUAUUUGUAUCUGAUUAAUUUUUUCUCAGUAAGGUAUGUGCUUUUGUGAUGGUCAAAGAAAUAAUCUCGCAUCAUCGCAUGGAUCAAUCAUCUAUUCAAAUUAAAUCUAUGGAACAUAUAUAGUUUUUAUAAGUUUGAUCCAAGUCUGAAGCAUAGAGAAUGGCCUUGCGCAAUAUAUGUGUAUGCAUUGUUUCAGAGAAUAGGGCUUAAAAUGAAUUAAUAAUGUAAUUGAGUUCCCCGUGGUUUUACUAUUUUUAUUUGCAAACUUUUUCUGAUGUUUCUAUAAGAAUAAAUAAUUAAAGGCAUCAAAUUAUCUCGAAUUCAUUCAUGUUUUAUGCAUAUAACAUUAAGUGAGUAUCUCUAUGCAUGGGUUAACAGGAUCAGUUAGGGUUUCAGAGUGAAUUAAUAAUACUUAAGUCUUUUUACGUGUGCGUUCUUACUAUUUUUAUGAACAAACUCUUUUUAAAUGCUUCCACAAUUGAAGAAGAAUAAAGACAAGUCUAAGCAAGUGGGAGUUUAAUUAAAAUUACUUCUUAUAAUAUUUGUUUUUGAAAUAAGAAUAUUUGGACUUUUGCAAUUAUGGCCAUUGGAUGGUUAAAAAAUGCGCACUCCUAUCCAUUUUUAGAAUAAUUAAAAGAAAAGGUAUCGCCUAUAUCAAUACUAAUCCCUCUUGCACCUGAAGACUUUGGAGGAAUGCAAAGAGAUUCCAGAAAACCAAAAAAAAACCACAAUAGAUUUCAUUUCGAUCGUUAUCCCUCCGAUUUUUGUGUUUACUCGAAACUUAUUUUCAUUCUAUUCAGUAUAUCAUCGAACGUGCAACAAGAUCAUAUGUUUCUGAUGCAAAAGAGGCAACCCGGGUCUCUCUUUGGUCUUUAAUGGAUAACAACUUUGAAUCCUCAAACGCUUCACAAGGAAGCCGUCUACAGUUGCAUCCGCAACCGCCCCAGCCGUUUAAUUUACAAGACGUGGAUACGAUCCAUUACAGUCAAACCUCUCCAUGGACUACCGAGACGUUUUCAGGUUUUACUCCAUACGAUUGCAUAGCUAAUCAAUCUUUCUCCUUACAAUGUUCAUCUUCAAAACCCUAUCCUCCCUCGCUUCAUUCGUACGAUCAUCAAUCCUCGGAUCCUCCAUCAUUGGACCAAUCCCAAUCGAUGGUUCCUAUGCAACCUAGUCCGGAUCAAUAUUUAAAGCCAUUAUAUAAAAGAUCAUGCGUCAACGAUUUUGCAGCAACAAAUGCUUCAUCAGCCUCGUACUCGCUUUGUUUUGGAGCAAGUCAAGAUCCACAAGAAAUAUGUAGGGGGAACUAUAGUAAUUCUAAUGUAACACAACUGAGUUUCUCAUUAUCACAUCAUCAAUCUAAGCAAACUCAUUCAAGAUUUUCUUCUCCUUCCUUCUCAACCUAUGGAGGGUCCAUGGUUCGCAACUAUGGGACGGUUACCGGGAACAAGACACGGAUAAGAUGGACUCAAGACCUUCAUGACAAGUUCUUGGAAUGUGUAAACCGCCUUGGUGGUGCUAAUAAGGCAACACCCAAAGCGAUAUUGAAGCUGAUGGAUUCUGACGGACUCACAAUAUUUCAUGUUAAAAGCCACUUACAGAAGUAUAGGAUUGCGAAAUACAUCCCUGAUCCUCGAGAAGGCAAGUUUGAGAAGAGAUCUUGUUCCAAAGAGUUGUCUCAGCUUGACACGAAAACUGGAGUGCAAAUUAAGGAGGCACUCCAGCUCCAACUUGAUGUUCAGAGGCAUCUUCAUGAACAACUAGAGAUUCAACGAAACCUACAAGUGAGGAUCGAAGAACAAGGGAAACAAUUGGAAUUAAUGAUAGAACAACAGCAAAAAACAAAAGAGAGUCUUCUCAAGUCACCAAACGCCGAAGUAUCGUUGCCUCUCUCCGCUUUCGAUCACUCUCCUCCACCUUUCUCGUUACAAGACGCCGAAGCCAUGAUGCUACCAAGUUAUGAAGAUACUCAUUUCCAAUCAAAGAUAAGUUGAACAACGAGAGAUUGGCUAAAUACAAAAGGCCUAAAGCAUGUUUCUACUCUAUUAAAAGUGGUAUAAAGUUAUAAGAGACGCGACAAAAGAAUGUCCAACGUGCUACAUACACUAACACUUGGAAACAGAAUCAGGUACUUUAUGUGUGCAAGUGGUGUGUGAUGGGGUGCGUCUUAGUCAUAGACUAGUAGAUGUGUGAGAUUAUUCUUAAUUAUCUAUUUGUUUUAUU